GCCAUAUCGGCGCUGUCAUUUUGGUACAGAGCAGAGCGAAGCGCUUAAUUCGACCCGGUUCAGGCCAGAGUUCUUUUCUCUGGGGCUUCCUCGUGCUCAGCUAGUCCCUGAUCAUUCCUUGGGAAUCCCUGGGACCUCUUCGGUAUCCCGACACUCAGACAGGAAUCAUGUCUUGGGCUGCUCGCCCGCCCUUCCUCCCCCAGCGGCAUGCCGCAGGGCAGUGUGGGCCGGUGGGGGUGCGAAAAGAAAUGCAUUGUGGGGUCGCGUCCCGGUGGCGGCGGCGACGGCCCUGGCUGGAUCCCGCGGCAGCAGCGGCGGCGGCGGGAGCCGGAGAACAACAAACCCCGGAGCCGGAGCCGGGGGAGGCUGGACGGGACGGGAUGGGCGACAGCGGGCGGGACUCCCGAAGCCCAGAUAGUUCCUCCCCAAAUCCCCUUCCCCAGGGGGCCCCUCCGCCUUCUCCUCCUGGGCCACCCUUACCCUCCUCAGCAGCCCCAUCCCUUGGAGGCUCUGGGGCCCCACCCCCACCCCCGAUGCCACCACCCCCACUGGGCUCCCCCUUCCCCGUCAUCAGCUCUUCCAUGGGGUCCCCUGGUCUGCCCCCUCCAGCUCCCCCAGGAUUCUCCGGGCCUGUCAGCAGUCCCCAGAUUAACUCAACAGUGUCGCUCCCUGGGGGUGGGUCUGGCCCCCCUGAAGAUGUGAAGCCACCAGUCUUAGGGGUCCGGGGCCUGCACUGUCCACCCCCUCCAGGUGGCCCUGGGGCUGGCAAACGGCUAUGUGCAAUCUGCGGGGACCGAAGCUCAGGCAAACACUAUGGGGUUUACAGCUGUGAGGGCUGCAAAGGCUUCUUCAAGCGCACCAUCCGGAAGGACCUGACCUACUCGUGCCGGGACAACAAAGACUGUACGGUGGACAAGCGCCAGCGGAACCGCUGUCAGUACUGCCGCUAUCAGAAGUGCCUGGCCACGGGCAUGAAGAGGGAGGCGGUACAGGAGGAGCGUCAGCGGGGGAAGGACAAGGAUGGGGAUGGGGAGGGGGCUGGAGGAGCCCCUGAAGAGAUGCCCGUGGACAGGAUCCUGGAGGCAGAGCUGGCUGUGGAGCAGAAGAGUGACCAGGGCGUUGAGGGUCCUGGGGGAACCGGGGGUAGCGGCAGCAGCCCAAAUGACCCUGUGACUAACAUCUGUCAGGCAGCUGACAAACAGCUAUUCACGCUUGUUGAGUGGGCGAAGAGGAUCCCACACUUUUCCUCCUUGCCUCUGGAUGACCAGGUCAUAUUGCUACGGGCAGGCUGGAAUGAACUCCUCAUUGCCUCCUUUUCCCACCGAUCCAUUGAUGUCCGAGAUGGCAUCCUCCUCGCCACAGGUCUUCACGUGCACCGCAACUCAGCCCAUUCUGCAGGCGUGGGAGCCAUCUUUGAUCGGUCCCUCUCCAGGGUGCUGACAGAGCUAGUGUCCAAAAUGCGUGACAUGAGGAUGGACAAGACAGAGCUUGGCUGCCUGAGGGCAAUCAUUCUGUUCAAUCCAGAUGCCAAGGGUCUCUCCAACCCCAGUGAGGUAGAGGUCCUGCGAGAGAAAGUGUAUGCAUCACUGGAGACCUACUGCAAACAGAAGUACCCUGAGCAGCAGGGACGGUUUGCCAAACUGCUGCUACGUCUUCCUGCCCUCAGGUCCAUCGGCCUUAAGUGUCUAGAACAUCUGUUUUUCUUCAAGCUCAUUGGUGACACCCCCAUCGACACCUUUCUCAUGGAGAUGCUCGAGGCUCCCCAUCAGCUGGCCUGAGCCCACACCCAGAUGUGGUGCUCCUUACACUUGAGGAGUGCACAUCCGAGAGGAACUCUAAGCCUUGGGGCUGGGUGGGGAAGGGCCACGUUCCUGGAAUCUUGGUGGGGAAGGAGUACAGGGCAGAACCAGGACCUCCAAGGGGUUUCCUCAUAUCCCAAGUCAGAGGGGACCCCAGAUCCCUGCAAGGGCUGGACCUCUCCCUUCAGGGGCCUUGUGUCUCUGAAUUUGCCUGGGUCUACCAUGAUUUGGGGUGAUUUCUCACCCCCUGCCUGGAAUCAUCUCUCCUUCCCCCAGCGCAAAGCACUGGCCCUGCUCCCAGGACCUUGCUUCCUUCUCAUCUAGCCUCACUUAGCUCCCCAUCUGAAGAGGGGAAAUGGGAACUCCCCCAGAGAUGAGCAUUGGGGGGCAGGCCCCCCAAACUGAUUGCCGUGGGAUUAGGGCUCUGACAGGCCUUCCUCUGACCAAGCCAGCAGAUGGGGGCUCCUCUGGGAGAGGGAGGGGGCCCUGUCACUGUCUCCUGUCCAGAGUCCGCUCUCACACUUCACCUCCUUCUGCAGUCAGACUGAAAAAUAAAAAGGUGGUGGUGGUGGUUAAGGGGUGGGUGGAGACGUAGGAACCAAUCUGCUAUUUUUAAUUUCCUCUGAGGAUAGACUUGCAGUUAGACUCAAAGAAGUACUGUACUUUCCCAGGUUGACUAAGAAAUGCCAGUGGUGGAGGUGGGUGUUUGGGAAAGGCAGGGCCCUGAGACGGUGUGUCCCUGGGGCUCUUGGAGCACUGGCCUUCCCAGCUCCCCUCCCCCAUCUCUUCCCAUCUAACUUGGGGAAGGGGCCUGGGCUGUGAUGGCGGGGCAGCCAGGGGAUGGUUUGAUGAGUAGUCCUCAGGCCCCUCUCUCCACAGCUCUCCCCCACGCCCGGCACACACAGUGUAGGCUGGGGGCACAGGACCCUGGCCUGAGAGUUGAGGGGAGAUGCCAGCCCGCAGAGAUGGGGUGCUGGGGCUGCAUGAGUUUUGCUCUGAAGCUCUUCUCCCUGGGGUUCCUUUCCCCUCUCUCACACAUAAAAUCGCUUUCAAAUUAAAAUCGUUGUUUUCUGGA
Messenger RNA from Equus quagga, 2874 nucleotides. RefSeq names its product retinoid X receptor beta (gene RXRB). Gene Ontology annotation, molecular function: nuclear receptor activity; retinoic acid-responsive element binding; nuclear steroid receptor activity. NCBI's taxonomy places the organism in Eukaryota, Metazoa, Chordata, Mammalia, Perissodactyla, Equidae. The transcript is spliced from 10 exons. Gene Ontology annotation, cellular component: RNA polymerase II transcription regulator complex; nucleus. The coding region runs from base 168 to 1778 and encodes 536 amino acids. Gene Ontology annotation, biological process: response to retinoic acid; anatomical structure development; retinoic acid receptor signaling pathway. The record is from RefSeq and is a predicted model, not a curated record.